Messenger RNA from Grus americana (Whooping crane), 5578 nucleotides. RefSeq names its product bromodomain containing 4 (gene BRD4). NCBI's taxonomy places the organism in Eukaryota, Metazoa, Chordata, Aves, Gruiformes, Gruidae. Gene Ontology annotation, biological process: positive regulation of transcription elongation by RNA polymerase II; chromatin remodeling. The transcript has 22 exons. Bases 747 to 4889 code for a protein of 1380 amino acids. Gene Ontology annotation, cellular component: chromatin; nucleus. The record is from RefSeq and is a predicted model, not a curated record.
GUCGGCGGACGGGAGGAGGAAGCGGCGGCUUCUGCGCGGAGGCAGCGGCCAGGCCCGGCCCCGCGGCCCGCGGUGAGUGACGCCGCCUCCGCCUUCCCCCGCCUCGCCCCUCACCGGAGGGACCCUCUCCGGGCUGGGUAGGACCGGACCGGGCCUAGCGUAGGGGGCGGGGAAAGCUCCUACCGCGCCGUUAGGCCUAGGCCGCCCGCCCGCCCCCGCCCUGCAGCCAGGCCCGGCGGCCGCUCGCUUGGAGCUGAGGGGAGAAGGAGGAGGGAGGGAAACGAACGGCGAAAGGCGAUCCGGAGCCGGGAAGCGGAGGCAGGCUGGGCCGGGAGCCGGGUGCGUGUGUGUGUGCCCGCCGGCCCGGUGCCCUUGGUGGGGGGGGGGGGGGGGGCGGCGGCGGGGCCGUCCCGGGCGGCCCUGAGGUACCGAGCCGCCCGCCCGCCGCUCCUCACGGCUUCCCCGCCAUAACGGCCGCUCCGCGGGCGCUCGACUGCUCCUCGGGCCCCUUUCAAGAGGGCGAUUUACUCACCUGGUCUUCAUCUCCUGCAGCUGAUCUUUCUUUAGAUAGUAGCUUUGAAAAUGAAGGUCAGAGGAUUCAACUGGUGAAGAAGAACUGAACACCUCGAAGGGUCAACUCUGAUUUCAGAUACGGUAUCUAAAGGCAUUUGUGCCUGAAGCCACGGAAGAUAGAUGGACAAGCCAAGCAACUUCUGACUCUGCAUCAUUUUCUGGGGCAAAAUUAUAUGGCAAUGUAUCCUACAAGGGUGUCCGGUGAGGAAUGCAAUGGGAUCAAUAGCAUGUCGGCGGAGAGCGGCCCUGGAACGAGACUGAGAAAUUUGCCGGUAAUGGGGGACGGACUAGAAACCACCCAAAUGUCUACGACGCAGUCGCAGGCUCAACCCCAACAAGGCAGCGCCGUAGGCGUUAAUCCCCCUCCGCCGGAGACCUCCAACCCCAACAAACCCAAGCGACAGACCAACCAGCUGCAGUAUCUGCUCAAGGUGGUGCUGAAGACGCUGUGGAAGCACCAGUUUGCGUGGCCUUUCCAGCAGCCCGUGGACGCCGUCAAGCUGAACCUCCCCGAUUAUUAUAAGAUAAUUAAAACUCCGAUGGAUAUGGGAACAAUAAAGAAACGCUUGGAGAAUAACUACUACUGGAACGCUCAAGAAUGUAUCCAGGAUUUUAACACGAUGUUUACAAACUGCUACAUCUACAAUAAGCCAGGGGAUGACAUAGUCUUAAUGGCAGAAGCUCUAGAAAAGCUUUUCCUGCAGAAAAUCUCCGAAAUGACCCAGGAGGAAACGGAAAUCGUCAUAGCCCAGACGAAAGGAAGAGGACGCGCGAGGAAGGAAGCAGUGACAUCCAAACCAGGAUCAUCCACGGUACCGAACGCAACCCAAGCAUCGUCCCCGGCGCAGACGCAGGCGCCGCAGCAAAACCUCCAAUCCGCACAGACGACUCAUUCCUUUCCUUCCGUCACCCCCGACCUCAUCGUCCAGACCCCGGUAAUGACGAUGGUGCCUCCUCAACCUCCUGCGCCGCCUCCGCCUGCUCCCCAGGCCCCCGCGCCGCCGGCCCCGGCCCCCCAGCCCAUCCAACCUCACCCUCCCGUUAUCCCGACACCCGCCCAGCCCGUGAAGACAAAAAAAGGGGUGAAGAGGAAAGCAGACACCACGACGCCAACGACCAUCGACCCAAUUCAUGAAUCGUCAUCGCUGCCUGCCGAACCCAAGUCCACCAAACUGGGUCCGCGCCGGGAAAGCAGCCGCCCGGUGAAACCUCCAAAGAAGGACGUUCCAGACUCUCAACAACACGUAGAAAAGAGUAGUAAAAUAUCCGAGCAGUUAAAAUACUGCAGCGGGAUCAUCAAAGAGAUGUUCGCCAAGAAACACGCUGCCUACGCCUGGCCCUUCUACAAACCCGUGGACGUGGAGGCGCUGGGACUGCACGAUUAUUGCGAUAUCAUUAAACAUCCCAUGGAUCUGAGCACAAUCAAAUCUAAACUGGAGAACCGGGAAUACCGAGAUGCUCAGGAAUUCGCGGCGGACGUACGAUUGAUGUUCUCCAACUGCUAUAAGUACAACCCCGCCGAUCACGAGGUGGUGGCCAUGGCACGGAAGCUGCAGGACGUGUUCGAGAUGCGCUUCGCCAAAAUGCCGGAUGAACCGGAAGAACCUGUGAUUCCAGCUUCUUCUCCUGUGGUGGUGCCACCUCCCACCAAGGUGGUUCCCCCUUCGUCCAGCGACAGCAGCAGCGACAGCUCCUCCGAUAGCGACAGUUCCUCGGAUGAUUCCGAGGAGGAGCGAGCUCAGCGGUUAGCGGAGCUCCAGGAACAGCUUAAAGCAGUGCAUGAACAGCUUGCAGCCCUGUCCCAGCCGCAGCAGAACAAACCAAAGAAAAAAGAGAAAGACAAGAAGGAGAAGAAGAAAGAGAAGCACAAAAAGAAGGAAGAGCUGGAAGACGCCAAGAAAAGCAAAGCCAAGGAACCGCCACCCAAGAAGGCCAAGAAAAGCAACAGCAACAGCAGUACCUCCAGUAGUAAGAAGGAGCCUGUGACGGUGAAGAACAGCAAACCCCCUCCAGCCUACGAGUCUGAGGAGGAGGAGAAGUGUAAACCCAUGUCCUAUGAGGAGAAGAGGCAGCUGAGCCUGGACAUUAAUAAACUCCCCGGUGAGAAACUGGGCCGAGUUGUCCAUAUCAUCCAGUCGAGAGAACCCUCGCUCAAAAACUCCAAUCCCGAUGAGAUCGAGAUUGACUUUGAGACGUUAAAACCAUCCACUUUACGGGAGCUGGAGAGAUACGUAACGUCGUGUUUGCGGAAGAAGAGGAAACCUCAAGCGGAGAAAGUGGAUGUAAUUGCUGGUUCCUCUAAAAUGAAGGGGUUCUCCUCCUCAGAGUCUGAGAGCACCAGCGAGUCCAGCUCCUCCGACAGCGAAGAUUCAGAAACAGAAAUGGCACCGAAAUUGAAGAAGAAAGGGCAUUCGGGGCGAGAGCAGAAGAAGCAUCACCACCACCACCAUCAACCAGUGCAGCAGCAACCGCCGCCGCCGCAGCCUCCUCCGCCGCCGCAACCGCAGCAGCCCCCUCCGCCCCCUCCGCCGCAACCGCAGCCCUUACCGCCGCAGCCCUUACCGCCCCAACAGCCCCCGCCGCCGCCCCCGCCGCCGCCCGUCCCUCAACAAGCUCCACCGCCGAUGAAGUCUUCUCCUCCGCCUUUCGUCCCUGCGCAAGUCCCCGUCCUGGAGCACCCGCUGCCGGGGAAUAUGUUCGACACCAUGACGCAUUUCACCCAACCCAUCAUGCAUCUUCCUCAACCGGAGAUGCCGCCCCAUCUCCCCCAACCGCCCGAGCACAGCACUCCUCCCCACCUCAACCAGCAUGCCGUGGUGUCUCCUCCAGCUUUGCACAACGCUCUGCCUCAGCAGCCCUCGAGACCCAGUAACCGAGCCGCGGCGCUACCCCCGAAGCCUUCGCGUCCACCGGCCGUCUCGCCAGCCAUCAGCCAGCAACCCAUGCUUCCUCAACCGCCUCUGCCCCAACCUCCCCAGGUCCUGCUGGAGGACGAAGAACCUCCUCCGCCGCACCACAACCUGCCUCUGAGCACCAGCCAGAUGCAGCUCUACCUUCAGCAGCUGCAAAAAGUGCAGCCGCAGACUCCUCUUCUCCCUUCAGUGAAGGUCCAGUCGCAACCGCAGCCGCCCCUGCAGCCGCCGGCUCACCCCGCGGUGCAGCAGCUGCAGCACCAGCCGCCGCCGCGGCCCAUGCACAUGCAACCCAUGCCCUUCCCAUCGCACAUCCCCCAACCCCAACCGCCGCCGCAGCAACAUCCGCCCCCGCAACCGCCCCCGCCGCCCCCGCCGCCGCAGCCGGCCAAACCGCAGCAGGUCAUCCAACAUCACCCGUCGCCGCGGCACCAUAAGCCCGAUCCCUACUCGACCGGUCACUUGAGGGAAGCCCCUUCCCCUCUCAUGAUGCAUUCCCCACAGAUGCCGCAGUUCCAGGGUUUGGUCCACCAGUCGCCACCUCAACAAACUAUCCAGCCAAAAAAACAGGAGAUGCGAGCUGCCUCCGUCGUCCAAUCUCAACCCAUGGUGGUGAAGGAGGAGAAGAUGCAUUCGCCCGUCAUCCGUAACGAGACCUUCAGUCCCCCGUUACGGCAAGAUCCGCCGAAACACCCGGAGAGCAUCAAACCGCCCGCGCACAUUCCGCAACGGACGGAGAUGAAACCCAUGGAGGGGGGACGACCUGUCAUCAGACCCCCGGAGCAAAACCCCCCGCAACCGGGAGUGCAGGAGAAAGAUCGGCAGAAACAGGAGCCGAAAACACCCGUCGCCCCCAAAAAGGACCUGAAAAUCAAGAACAUGGGUUCCUGGGCAAGCUUGGUCCAGAAACAUCCCACCACUCCGUCCUCCACGGCAAAGUCCUCCAGCGACAGCUUCGAGCAGUUCAAGAGGGCGGCGCGGGAGAAGGAGGAGCGGGAGAAGGCACUGAAGGCUCAGGCGGAGCAGGUGGAAAGGGAGAAGGAGCGGCUGAGGCGGGAGCAGGAGAGGAUGAGGAGCCGGGAGGACGACGACACCAUGGAGCAGGCGCGCCGGAUGCACGAGGAGGUGCGGCGGCGCCAGGAGCAGCAGCAGCAGCAACAGCAGCAGCAACAGCAGCAGCAGCAGCAGCAGCAGCAGCAGCAGCAGCAGCAAGUAUCGACGGCGGCGGCGGCGCCCCAAGCCCAGAGCUCGCAGCCCCAAUCCUCCCAAUCCAUGUUGGAUCAGCAGCGGGAGAUGGCCAGGAAACGGGAGCAGGAACGGAGGCGCCGGGAAGCGAUGGCGGCGACGAUCGACAUGAAUUUCCAGAGCGAUUUACUGGCGAUAUUCGAAGAAAAUCUUUUCUAACGGCGCCUGGAGAUUUUGGGUUCUUUUCCUCCAGAUUUGACUCUUUAACAAGAAAAAAAAAAAAAAAAAGAAAAAAAACCCCACAAAAAUACCUUUUUUUUUUUCCCCCCUCCCCCUUCUUUUUCCCCAGCGAAAACCCAAGACAAAAAAAAAAAAAAAAAAAAAAAAAAAAAAAAGAAAAAAACAACAAAAAAAAAAAAAAAAAAGCUUCGGACUCUCCGUUAAGUGUUAAAAAAUAAAAAAAAAAAAAAGAAAAAAAAAAUUAAUAAUAAAUCCGGGAUCGGGAUCGUCCCGCAUGUACCGACCGGCGCGGGGAUCGGCGGGGUCUGCCUUACCCCCCCCUGGAUUUUGGGGUGGUUUCUUCUUUUUUUCCUUAUUUGCCUUUUUUGGGGGGUUUUUUUUUCCCCUCUUUUCACACCGAAACAACAACCAAAAAAAAAAAAAAACCAAAAAAAAAACCAAAACGGUCAAAUUUCCAAUUCCCAGCCAAACAAAGAAAGAAAAAUUUCCGGAUGCGAAAAACGCCGGGAAAAGGUUCUCCCCCUCCCCUCCCCCCCCGUUGUUCACUGUAUAUUUGGGGUUUUUUUGUCUUUUUCACGUAUUUUGGGGGGUUUUCGUGAUUACAAGGGGCGGCGGCCAUGGGGGCGGUUGGAAAUAAACCCGGUUUUUGGAUGGAUUUUUUUUUUUUU